Messenger RNA from Loa loa (African eye worm), 1557 nucleotides. RefSeq names its product cyclic-nucleotide gated cation channel. Bases 1 to 1557 code for a protein of 518 amino acids. The transcript has 11 exons. The record is from RefSeq and is a predicted model, not a curated record. NCBI's taxonomy places the organism in Eukaryota, Metazoa, Nematoda, Chromadorea, Rhabditida, Onchocercidae. Gene Ontology annotation, molecular function: intracellularly cGMP-activated cation channel activity; protein-containing complex binding; intracellularly cAMP-activated cation channel activity. Gene Ontology annotation, cellular component: plasma membrane; intracellular cyclic nucleotide activated cation channel complex. Gene Ontology annotation, biological process: monoatomic cation transmembrane transport.
AUGAAACUUGUUACAGAUUACAUUCAUGAUGGUGAAGUUACUGAAAACCUAAAAGUUCAAGCCAGGAGAUAUUUUCAUAGCUAUAGUUUCUGGUUGGAUGUUAGUAGCAUAUUUCCACUUGAUUUCCUAUUAAUUUAUCGUGGUGAUAUAUCGUUGAUACGCCUUAAUCGUUUGCUAAAAUCGUAUCGUUUCAAUUAUUUUAUUGAUCGUACUGAAAUUCGUACAAAUUGGCCAAAUGCAUUUAAAAUAUUCUUCCUAAUAGUGACAUGUAUUGUGCUAUUUCACUGGAACGCUGCUGCAUAUUUCCUAAUUAGUGUUAUUAGUGGCAUUGACAGUGAAGAUCCUGACGCUUGGCAGUUCACUUAUACGAAAAUCGCUGAUCCAGUGAUCCCGAAAUGCAAUACAUUCCUAUUAAUAGGUGACUCAACAAGUUGCAGUUUUAAUGAGACGGGUAGAAAUGUAAAUAAUCGCCUUGAAUAUAUUGAUGAAAUGAUGCAGUAUUGGCAAAACAGGUCAGAAAUUUUGACAUUUCCAAACUUCAGUAAGGAAUAUGCGUUGUCAAUCUAUUGGUCAUCACUAACAUUAACAACGAAAGGACAACAGCCUUAUCCAAUGAGUUCACUCGAGGAUGCGCUUGAAGUUGUCGAUACGCUGAUUGGUUUGUUAAUUUUUGCCGUAAUUGUUGGCUCCGUCGGUAGUAUCAUAUCAACAGUGAACAAAGAAAAAUCCGAGUUUCAGGAAAUUCUGGAUGGCAUUAAAUUUUACAUGAAUUACAGGAAGGUGGACUCAGAUAUUCAGAAGCGGGUCCUGAAUUGUUGCGACUAUAUUCAUGAUCAAGGGAUUUCGAAAGAUGAGAGUGUACUUCUGGAAGGGUUACCUAGAAAGUUGCAUGGCCAGUUGGCAAUAAAUUUACAUAUGGUUACUUUGCAACACGUCGAAUUACUUCAGGGCUGUGAACAAGGAUUACUCUUCGAGUUGAUUCUUCGAUUGAAAUUCCAGCUUUUCAGCCCAAAUGAUUAUAUUUGUCGUCGCGGCGAACUCGCGCGGGAAAUGUAUAUUGUGAAACGUGGACAGCUUAACUGCGUUAGUGACGAUGGCAAGGUUAUCCUUGGAAUUCUAAAGGAAGGUGCAGUUUUUGGUCAGUUGGCCAUCCUCAACUUAUCUGGAAGAGCUGGUGGUAAUAAGCAUAUCAUGGCAAUUCGCUCGGUUGGAUACACCGAUGUUUACAUUCUACGUCAGGAAGACGUAAACGAUGUUCUACAAGAAUAUCCUCAAGCGCGACAAAAUUUAACACAGAAAGCGAUAAAGAUGCUCCAAGACGACGGCUAUUGGGAUAACACGAUAGUUAAUGCAGAGAAAGUUUAUGGUAGCACUUCAACAUUGGAGGAACAUCUUGACGGAAUUGCGAGGAUAAUUAACGCACUUAAUGAUGAAAUUGACCGACUGUACGAAAUGUUUGAUAAUAUGUCAUCCGAUUUCAAGCAACGACUCACCAGACUUGAAGGCGCAUAUAAGACGAGAUGUGAAAGGCAAAAAUGCGAAGGCAGUUUGUCAUAA